AUGUUUCCUGAAGGCAGAGUACCAAAGGAGAUUGUGGCUCAUUUUGUGCAGCGUCUGCUGGGAUGUGUGAACUGGCUUUUCUGCGACUGUGAUAUUAUACAUACUGAAAUCACUGCUCAAAAUGUUUUGAUGGAGACGACGGACGAUGCUCCCUUUCGCCGGAUCGAAGACGCCGAGGCCGCCGAGCCCACUAUUCCUGUCGAAGUUAACGGCUAUCCAGUAUAUGCUUCUCGAGGAAGGGAUACUCCUUUGCUCGAACUGACGCUUGAUCCUAUCCUGACCGGUUUUGGCUCAUCUCGGUCAACCACGACCACCAACGACGACUGGUGGAUGCCCGACACACACCGUGCACCGGAGAUUCUGAUGGGACUACCCUGGGACGCUCAGGUUGACGUCUGGUCCAUCGGAGUGAUGGCGCUCGAGCUCCUUGAAGGUAGAAACUUCUUCACGCCCGUCGACACAGUCCACAAUCAAUACGUACUUCCCCUUGCUCUUAGCCAAUAUAUCAGCUACAUGGGACUUCCACCCAGAUGGAUGAUCGAGCAGAGCAUGAACCCCGUCAUCAAGUCGUUCGUCGACGAUAGGGGACAUUGGGUUGCGGAACCUCCAAUCCCACAAGCAUCACUGGAAGACUUCGUCACCGCUAUACCGCCAGGUGAAGAGAAGAACAGGUUCUUGAGAUUCAUGCGGAAGAUCCUCGUUUGGGACCCAGCUCAGAGAGUUCAAUCUGCUGAGCUGUUUUCGGACGAUUGGCUGAUGCCGGAAUAG
Zasmidium cellare ATCC 36951 is the source of this 768-nucleotide messenger RNA. RefSeq lists its product as uncharacterized. The coding region runs from base 1 to 768 and encodes 255 amino acids. The transcript has 4 exons. Gene Ontology annotation, biological process: protein phosphorylation. Gene Ontology annotation, molecular function: ATP binding; protein kinase activity. NCBI's taxonomy places the organism in Eukaryota, Fungi, Ascomycota, Dothideomycetes, Mycosphaerellales, Mycosphaerellaceae. The record is from RefSeq and is a predicted model, not a curated record.